AUGAAUGACAUUAAAGACAUGAACAAAGAAGCAUAUGAUUGGUUGAGUAAAAAUCCUCCCAACAUGUGGGCUAGACAUGCAUUCGAUUUCAGAUGCAAGAGUGACCAUAUAACAAAUAAUAUGAGUGAAUCAUUUAACCAGUGGAUUAACCCUGUUAGGAACAAGCCCAUUCUGAUUGUAAUUAAUGAGAUAAGGAAACAAUUGAUGUCAACAAUGUAUAAAAGGUAUGAAUUGGAUUGCACCUUUAAGGGAAUAGUCACACUAAAAAUCAAGAAAAAGUUGAAUUUGCUCAGUGAAGAAUUUAGAGGGUGUAUUCUCCAUCCUACUGGAUUAGAUGAGUAUAAAGUCUCAGAUAGGGGUGGCAGUCAUGAGGUUAAUUUGAAAAACCACACUUGUGGUUGUAGAGUGUGGGAAAGUACAGGAAUAACUUGUAAGCAUGCAACCUGUUGUAUUCUUUACAAGAGGCACACAUUGGAAAGCUAUUGUGAUGAUUACUAUAGUGUAAAAAGAUACUUGGAGGCUUACAAGGAUAUAAUCCACCCAUUACCUGGUUUGGAGCAGUUAAAAGCUGAGCAUCACCUGGGUACUGUUCAGCCUCCACCCUUGAAGAGGUUACCAGGAAUACCACAUAUCAAUAGGAGGAAGGAACCUGAUGAAGGAGCAUUUAGAGAGUUUAGAAAAAGAUUUGGAAGUGUCAGAUGUAGGAGGUAG
Molecule: messenger RNA, 711 nt
Organism: Telopea speciosissima
Lineage: Eukaryota; Viridiplantae; Streptophyta; Magnoliopsida; Proteales; Proteaceae
Exons: 1
Coding region: 1-711 (236 amino acids)
Molecular function (GO): zinc ion binding
Source: RefSeq, a predicted model, not a curated record